Magnolia sinica is the source of this 693-nucleotide messenger RNA. RefSeq names its product anthocyanidin reductase ((2S)-flavan-3-ol-forming)-like. NCBI's taxonomy places the organism in Eukaryota, Viridiplantae, Streptophyta, Magnoliopsida, Magnoliales, Magnoliaceae. Gene Ontology annotation, molecular function: oxidoreductase activity, acting on the CH-OH group of donors, NAD or NADP as acceptor. The transcript is spliced from 2 exons. Bases 1 to 693 code for a protein of 230 amino acids. The record is from RefSeq and is a predicted model, not a curated record.
AUGGGCGACACUGCAACCGUGUUGGGGCUGGCCUUCUUCAAUUCUUAUUGUUUCGUCUUUGAUAGAGGUUUUCUGUGUGGUGAUUAUUCAAAACAGUACAAAGAUGCUCCGGAAGCAGCGGUUGCUAGGUUGAAGAGCAUUAUGGGGUCUUGCCUAAGAUCCGGAACGGUGAAGCGACUCAUCUACACUGCCUCAGUCACGGCAGCAUCACCACUCAAGGAAGACGGAACCGGCUUCAAAGACUCCAUCCAUGAAUCUUGUUGGACGCCCCUCCAUCUAGCAUUUUCUUAUUGCAGCAAUCUAGAGCUGGAUUAUACAUGUUCUAAAACACUCUCAGAGAAAGAAGCACUCAACUACUGCAACAGAGAGAAUGCUGAAAUGGAGGUGGUUUCCCUUGCUUGUGGCCUUGUUGGGGGAGAUACCAUCCUUCCCUACUUUCCUCUAAGCAUGGCAAGCAUCAUUUCACAGAUUACAAGCAACGUUCCUUGUCACAGACAGCUCAGAUUUCUACAGGCAUUGCUGGGUUCGGUCCCAAUCAUACCCAUCGAUGACGUUUGUGACGCACAUGUCUUCUGCAUGGAGCAACCUUCCAUGAGUGGUAGAUUUCUAUGUGUGAGUGCAUACCCAACCAUACCCGAGAUUGGAAAAUGUUACGAAGAGAUUUGCAAAGAUCUGGCCAUCGAGAAAGAGUGA